This is a messenger RNA of Lotus japonicus, 1367 nucleotides long. Its product is annotated as putative FBD-associated F-box protein At5g56440. The transcript has 3 exons. The record is from RefSeq and is a predicted model, not a curated record. NCBI's taxonomy places the organism in Eukaryota, Viridiplantae, Streptophyta, Magnoliopsida, Fabales, Fabaceae. Bases 1 to 1191 code for a protein of 396 amino acids. Gene Ontology annotation, molecular function: protein binding.
AUGCGGAAGAAAACGCCGCCGAUGGAAGAUCUGAUCAGCUCCUUACCGGUUGAAAUCCUCCACUACAUCCUCUCAUUUCUGCCAACCAAAUUGGCAUUCACCACCAGUGUCCUCUCCAAGCGGUGGAACUUAAUCUGCAACUCCCUCCCCGUGCUCCACUUCGACGACAAAGCCGAAGAAGAUGAAGAGGCCUACAUCCGCUUCCGCCGCUUUGUCGACAAGGUUCUUCUUUCCCCGCGCGUCCACCACCAUCCAAUCGAGACACUCUCCAUCGUCUGUCACUCCAAGCUCUGCAAAGAUCGAAGCCGGUUCAACACGGACGAGUGGAUCGAAGCCGCGAAACGGCGUCGCAUUAAGAAUCUCCAGCUAUCCACGUGGACUUCUUACUUGCACUUGCGGCCCAGCGUUUUUACCUCCCAAACGCUCGUGGUUCUGAAGCUGAUUGAUAUAGUCAUGGAUCAUGGUGUUGGUUCUAUUGAUCUUCCCUCACUCACAACCCUUCAUUUGAUUCACAUUUUGUUUCGUCAAAGGGACGAUGUAAAGAAAAUUCUUAAUGGGUGUCCCAUUGUUGAGGAUUUAACUGUAUUACCUCCCAAUUUUGAAGUUGGCUACACUACAGAAGGGUUUAAAACCUUGCCCAAGGUUGUGAAAGCACAUAUCAACGUAUUUGAAGUGCCUUUCAAUGCAAUUCCUAAUGUAGAGUUUCUGCACAUUAAGAUGGAGCGUGGGGAGGAAGCCAAAUACAUCAAUUCCUGCUUCAGAAAAAUGCCCGUGUUUCGAAACUUAAUCAACCUUCAGCUAACCUAUGUUCGCUUCCCGGGUUGGGUUGGUGUAAUGGAAGUGCUCCCUUACUGUCCCAAGCUUCAAUCUCUUGCCAUUGAAAAGCUUUGGUACGGGCAAAAUCACCAAGAAAAAUGGGCACAUACAAAAGAAGCUGUUCCAGAAUGUGUUUCAUUACAUCUUACAACAUGCUUUAUUAAAACCUAUCAAAUUGUUAUUGGAAACUAUCAAAUUGAAGACAUGUAUGCUUAUGAUUUUGAUUUUGCAGAAUAUAUACUACAGAAUGCAAGGGUUUUACAAGUGCUGACAUUUCACAACCCUCUCUCUGAUGAAUCUGAGAAGGACCGACUUUUUAAACAUUUAUCCAGGUGCUCAAGGAUCUCUCCAACAUGUAGAAUUGAAUGCAAUUAGUCCCUAAAUAUUUGUUGUUUCCAAUAAUAUCUUCUACCUAUGAAUGCAACUUCAGGAUUUGAUGGUAUGAAGGACAUGGAAUUUUUCUCCUUAUACAAAUUAUGGAGGAUUAAAUAUUUGCUCCUAUUUGAAGUUUUCAGUCUUUUACCUUAUGAACCUUAUGAAUAUGUGUUACU